AGAGAUUUCUUAAUCAGCAUAUCACUAAGAACGCUUCAACAAGUCAUCCAUCUCUCCGUUUAAUGAUUGAUUAAUCAAGGUUAAUAAUCAAGGUUAAUAAUCAAGGUUAAUAAUCAAGGUUAAUAAUGGACCAACUUAUCACACCAAACCAUAUGCAUCGAAGGUCUCAUCCAUUAUAAUCAAAAGGACAUUAUCCCAGGACUACAUCACGCUGUGACCGUCCCCUGCCGUCACAGUCAAACCAAUGUCAGCAUCCUAAAUGGCGCCCUAUUCCCUACAUAGUGCACUACUUUUGACCAGGGCCCACAGUGUGUUACUUGGUGAAUAGGGUGCCAUUUGAAAAGCAGACAUUGACUAUUCACAAACUGUGACUGUAUUAAUGUUGUUUGUUUGACCUGGGGUCUGCUCUACGGUGAGGCAGACACAUCAGAGAUUUAGCCUCCCAGUCUCAACGCUACACUUAAAGGGGAGCUUAGUUUCUGGCUGCUGCAAUUUAGAGAGUGACUUUGGGGUUUGGAGGUGUGGAUGCCCUCUGUCUCUGAAUCCCACCGCUGACACCAGUGUGCACCAAGGGCGCACAGUAAAAGCAGUAGACAACUAUUCUGGCUCUCCGGGUAAACACAAUAUGUGCAGAGCAGAGCUCUCCAAUCCUGUUCCUGGAGAGCUACCCUCCUGUAGGUGUUCUCUUCAACCCUGUUCCAUGAGAGCUACCCUCCUGUAGGUGUUUUCUUCAACCCUGUUCCAGGAGAGCUACCCUCCUGUAGAUGUUCUCUCCAACUCUGUUCCAGGGGAGCUACCCUCCUGCAGGUGUUCUCUUCAACCCUGUUCCAGGAGAGCUACCCUCCUGUAGGUGUUCUCUCCAACUCUGUUCCAGGGGAGCUACCCUCCUGCAGGUGUUCUCUUCAACCCUGUUCCAGGAGAGCUACCCUCCUGCAGGUGUUCUCUCCAACUCUGUUCCAGGGGAGCUACCCUCCUGUAGGUGUUCUCUCCAACCCUGUUCCAGGGGAGCUACCCUCCUGCAGGUGUUCUCUUCAACCCUGUUCCAGGGGAGCUACCCUCCUGUAGGUGUUCUCUCCAACUCUGUUCCAGGGGAGCUACCCUCCUGCAGGUGUUCUCUUCAACCCUGUUCCAGGAGAGCUACCCUCCUGCAGGUGUUCUCUCCAACUCUGUUCCAGGGGAGAUACCCUCCUGUAGGUGUUCUCUUCAACCCUGUUCCAGGAGAGCUACCCUCCUGCAGGUGUUCUCUUCAACCCUGUUCCAGGAGAGCUACCCUCCUGCAGGUGUUCUCUUCAACUCUGUUCCAGGAGAGCUACCCUCCUGUAGGUGUUCUCUCCAACUCUGUUCCUGGAGAGCUACUCUCCUGUUGGUGUUCUCGCCAACUCUGUUCCAGGGAGCUACCCUCCUCUAGGUGUUCUCUCCACCUGUUCCUGGAGAGCUACCCUUCCUGUUGGUGUUCUCCAACUCUGUUCCAGGGGAGCUACCCUCCUGAGAGUUACCCUCCUGUUCCAGGAGAGCUACCCUCCCUGUAG
Molecule: messenger RNA, 1529 nt
Organism: Oncorhynchus keta (chum salmon)
Lineage: Eukaryota; Metazoa; Chordata; Actinopteri; Salmoniformes; Salmonidae
Exons: 7
Coding region: 765-1529 (254 amino acids)
Source: RefSeq, a predicted model, not a curated record